This is a messenger RNA of Mugil cephalus (flathead mullet), 2463 nucleotides long. RefSeq names its product activating signal cointegrator 1 complex subunit 1 (gene ascc1). NCBI's taxonomy places the organism in Eukaryota, Metazoa, Chordata, Actinopteri, Mugiliformes, Mugilidae. The record is from RefSeq and is a predicted model, not a curated record. The coding region runs from base 187 to 1248 and encodes 353 amino acids. Gene Ontology annotation, cellular component: nucleus. Gene Ontology annotation, biological process: DNA alkylation repair; regulation of DNA-templated transcription. The transcript has 10 exons. Gene Ontology annotation, molecular function: RNA binding.
GAUGCCGUAAAGCGACGAAACCGUCGUCAACUAAGCAGUCGUGUUGUAGCUACAAUCUAGCUGAAUAAGUUUUAAUACUCGAAUUCAGACAUUCUUCUGUGGUGAUAAUUUGCUAAAGUUUCAUCCGUUAUUGAAUUUACACCGCUAAUUUUGUAUACUUUUAACCAACGUUUGCUAGCCCACAGUAUGGAUGUUUUACGGCCACCCCUUCUAAACAUAAAUGGGAGAAUAUACCGUAGAAAUAUAAUUAAAGAAGAACAUUAUGAGGAAGAAGAAGAGUUCUCUUACAUGGGAACAACAGAGAGUGAUGAGCUUGCAGAUGAGGAAACCUGUGACACGCAGUUCAUUGAACAAACUGAUAAAGGAUACCGCUGUGCAAUUGAUGUGCCAAGUGUUCUUUACAAAUAUAUCAUAGGCAAAAAAGGAGAAACACGUAAGCGCCUGGAGUUUGAUACGAAGACAUCGAUUAACAUCCCAAAGCAAGGGGUGGAAGGACAGAUUGUCAUCACAGGUUCCAGCAAAGCGGCAGUUUCAUCUGCACUCACGCGAGUCGAAGUCCUUGUCGAGAGUUUCCGGAAGAAGCAGCCCUUCACGCACUUCCUGUCGUUCCCCCUGAACGAUUCGAAAAUCCAAGAAGGAUUCCUCAAAUUUAAAGAUGAGGUGUUGCAGCAGUGUGCGCAGGAUCACGGAGUAGAGGGAAGCAUCUUUCAGAAUCCUGCAAAGCUUCACCUGACCGUCGGCACCAUGGCUCUACUGAAUGACAUGGAAGUGAGAAAAGCAUGUGAACACCUCCAAGAGUGUCAGAACUUCAUCAGGGACAUCACUGAGGGAAAACCUCUGCCCCUGGAGGUGACGGGCGUAGAGUACAUGAACGAUGACCCGGCCAUGGUGGACGUGCUGUACGCCAAAGUCAACGCGAAAGACCGCUCCGACAAGUUGCAGGUGAUUGCGGACCGGCUGGUGGAGCAUUUUGUCUCCGCGGGGCUCAUGGUCAGAGAGUGGGACAGAGUGAAGCUGCACGGCACCGUGAUGAACACUCUUUUCAGAAAGGACUCCACGGGUGAAGACGGGGGCGGAGCAGGAAGACAAACAAGCGAAAGAGAGGCUUUUGAUGCCAGAAACAUACUGAAGAAAUUUGGUGCCUAUUCUUUUGGGGAGUUUGAGCUGAACACGGUCCUGUUGUCCCAGAGAUAUUCUGCAGAUUGCACUGGAUACUACACCUCUGCUGGGAGCAUCAACUUCUCCUGAGCCUCAGCUCACUCUGAGGUCUUUGAUGAACACGGCAGCGGGGUGGAAGGUGUUCACCGACGAAGAAGCUCUCCACUGACAGAUUUGAGCAUGAAUGGAUUUGAAGUGAAAGCGUCUUUUUUUUUUCUUUUUUGACAUGCAUCACCUCAGCAUUCAGCUUCAAUUCGUCUGGAAUAAAGGGACGUGUAACGCAUCCACCCACGGACGUUUGCAAUUAAUGGCUGUGUACCAGGAAUUCCUGCGGCGCCACCUUACAGACUUGUUGCAUCAUGUGACAAUAUGUACAGCUGUGAUAAGCAGGGGGGGCGUGUGUUGUGCAUCCUGAGCAGUUUCUAAAACAGGGGGAAAAAAGAGGGAUGUGUUGUUUACAUUUGCGUACACGGCCAACGUUUCCUGAUAAGAAAGCCUUUUUAAUUUUUGCUGCACGUCUUGUCUGAUGUUAUUCAAAUGAAGCUUUCCCCUCCUCUGCUCCUUUUGUGUAAACUGAUUAUGCUUACUGAAGGAUAGAUAAGCUUUAUCAACAGCUGUGUACUGAGGAAAAGGAGCAACCGAUGGCAUCAGUUAAUCCCUUUACAAUUAAAGGCACUCUUCCGGAACAUAACUCUGAUAUGUAGAUGUUAGUGCGGGAGCUGCUCUCAUGUUUAAAAUGUGCGAGGCUGCGUCAAGGUUUGGCCAAAGGAGCUCAUUCAUCCAGAGUUUGCUAUUGAAAAAUUGUGAAAAUUCAAGGGACUCUUUAAAGAAAACAUGAGAAAAAUCAUUGUGGACACCUUGAAAAUCUGAUAAAAUGAUGCUGCAGGCUGGUUUAUUUUGCUGGAAUUUCAUUAUAACAACUCAGAAUAGUAGCUCCUGGAAAAGUCUGAGGUGCAACCUGAUGCCGUUGAAUGGACUGAAAGUGUACGUUUACAUGCACGUGAAAAAAGCAAAUUAUUGCCUUAAUCCAACUUUAACUGGAUAAUUUAAGUGCACGUGAACACGACUAAAAUCUGAUUAAGACACCCAGAUAAUGCAAUUGGAAAUUGAUUUUCUCUGGUAUGUAUACGCCUUAAUUGGACUUUUAACUGGAUAACGUGUGCGCAUGUUCCACAACCGCUGCGGAAGAAGAAGGCAAACAGAGCCGGUAGAAGAACCACCUGAGGGAUAGUGCAUAUCGUAAGUAGUGCACACGUUACGUACAAGAUUAAAAUUAUUAUCCAUCUGGUUGUUGUUUGAAAUGCC